AAUCAUUGUUAGUUGUUUUUGCAACAUUGAAGCAACACAAAGCAUUUUAUUUUGUAUUCUAUAUUUUUUAUACUUCGGGUUUUAUAAAAAAAAAAAGUAAAAAAAAGGAAAGUGAUGAAUUCGGUGUGUAGAAAGUAAUUUUAAUGUAAAAAUCCUACCUCGACUUAAAAUUUAUAGUGUUAAUUUUAAUUAGAAAACCACCUGUUGUAGUAAAUCUUUCGUGUAAAUAUUGAAAUUUACUUAGCUAAUGACGAAUAAGGAAAAAAUUGUCGAUAAAACAAAAUUGAAAACGAUAUUAAAAACAUUCCAGACAAAAUUUAAUAAAUUACGCAAGAAUAAAUCAAUGAUGGCUGGAGAAAUUUUAUAUAUAAAUAAUGGUAAAAAGGAUACAAAACCUAUACAAAAAAAUAAGAUGUCAUUAUGGAGAAAUAUUUUACAAAUAAUUUACAGAAUAUCUCUGUUAUUGGUUAGAAAUAUUUUACAAUUAUAUUAUGGAAAAGGUAAAAUAAUGCCACCAAUAAAAGAUUUAACAUUAUUAGAAUCGGCUACGUCAUUAGCUCAUAAAAUACGAACAAAGAAACUUAAAAGCGUUGAUGUUGUAAAAUCUUUUAUUGAUAGAAUAAAUGAAAUAAAUCCGAUAUUAAAUUGUGUUGUUGAUCAACGAUACGAAGAGGCUCUAAAGGAGGCUGCUAUGGCAGACGAAUUAAUUGAAUCUGGUAAAUUAACUGAGGAUGAAUUAUUAAAGCAGAAACCAUUUUUAGGUGUACCAAUAUCAACUAAAGAUUGUAUACAAGUAAAAAAUAUGAUACAUACAGCUGGAUUAUGGAAAAGACGUAAUGUACGUGCCGUAGAAGAUGCAAAAGCUAUAGCAUCAAUGAGACAAGCUGGUGCUAUACCAUUUGCAUUAACAAAUAUUUCAGAAGUUUGCAUGUGGUGGGAAAGUUUUAAUACAAUUCAUGGCCGUACAAAUAACCCAUAUGAUACAAGUCGAAUUGUUGGUGGCUCAAGCGGUGGUGAAGGUUGUAUUCAAGGAGCAGCAGCUUCACCAUUUGGUAUUGGUUCAGAUAUCGGUGGUUCAAUACGUAUGCCAGCAUUUUUUAAUGGUGUAUUUGGACAUAAACCAACAAAAUUUAUUGUACCAAAUCAUGGACAAUUUCCAGCACCAUUUAGUGAAGAGCAAGAUUCAUUUUUAGGAAUAGGACCAAUAUGUCGUUUUGCAAUUGAUCUUAAACCAGUACUUAAAAUUAUCGCAGGUCCAAAAGCUGAUAUUUUAAAAUUAGAUGAACCAGUUAAUUUAAGUGAAAUAAGAUAUUUUUAUCAAGAAGAUGAUGGUGGUGGAUUUUUAGUUCAACCAGUUGAAAGGGAUUUACGUGAGUGCCUUCAUAAAGUUAUAAAACAUUUAGAGCAAUCUGUUACUAAAAAACAACCACCACAACGUGUACAAUUUGAAAAAUUUAAACAAUCUGCAGCUAUUUGGUUUGCAAAUAUGAAGGAUUCAUCGGGAAAAGGUUUUGACCAUCAAUUAGCUAAUUUAGAUGGUGAAAUAAAUCCAUAUACAGAAUUAUUUAAAUGGUUCUUUGGAAGCUCAAAUCAUACAUUAGUUGGCCUUUUGACAGCGAUUAUUGAAAAAGGUCAAACACAACAUGGAACUGAUAAGCAUUUAUAUCUUGUUUCAAAAAGAGAUGAAUUAUUAUUAGAAAUAAAAGAUUUAUUAGGUGAUGAUGGUGUAUUAAUAUAUCCAACACAUCCAACUGUUGCACCAUAUCAUACAGAACCAAUUGCAAGAACAUUGAAUUUCUCAUAUACGGCAAUAAUUAAUUGUUUAGGUUUACCAGCAACUGCUAUACCAUUAGGUUUAAAUAGUGAAGGUUUACCAUUAGGUUUACAGGUUAUUGCUAAUCAUAAUCAAGAUCGUUUAUGUUUAGCUGUUGCAUUAGAAUUAGAACGUGCAUUUGGUGGUUGGACAGCUCCAACAAUAAAUGUUUAACAAAUAUAUAUACAUACAUACCUACGAUUUACACAAAAAAUAUAUACAUAUAUAUAUAUUUUAUAAAUUAAUUCCAUUAUCGAAUUUUUCGGAUUAUAACACGACUUUAUAUACAUACAUACAUAUAUAUAUUUUUAUGUAGAUAUUUUUAUGUAUUUAAACUAAUUAUAUUUUUGCAAUCGAACAAAUAAAUUUAGAGAUAUAUAUACAUAUAUAUAGUAUAGGUAUAUAUACUUAUUGAUAUUGUUAUAUAUAAUAUAAUAAUAAUGUGUAAUUAUAACUCAUUUUUAUUUUAUUUUUUUAUUAAUUUUUUUAUCAUUAAUAUUCUUUUGUAAUAAAUAAGCAGUCUAUUUACAAGUACAUACUUAUAAUGUAAUCUAUAAUAUGUUUGUAAUAUUAUAAUACGUUUUCUAUGUAAAUUUCUAUGUUAUAUUUGUGAAUUUAUAUGGUAAAAAAAAAUAAUUGGAAUCUUUUAACGUUUAUAUAACAAAAUUGUUUUCGUUUGAAUUAAUCAAGUAUUUUUAGAUAAGCAUUUUUUCUUACAAAUUUUAUUUUUAUACACAUAUAUACAUAUUAUUAUUAUUAUUAUUUAUAUAUUUAGUUUUAUAAUAGUUGAGAUGUUAUUAAAUCCCAAAAACGCUAUAGUUUUUCAUACAUAUUUUAUUAUAAAUGUUUUGUAUUAAUAUAUGUAUAUGUUUUCUUGAAAUUAUAUAUUUUCGUAUACGUAAAAUAUUAAAAGUAAAUUUAUUAAGAAAAAAUGCAUUGUAUAUGUUUUAUUUUUAGAAUUGAAUAAAUUUGAAAAUUAUAUAGAACGAUAAACUUGGUGAAAGCUCCAAUAACAUAAUAAACAAAAAAUAAUUAAAAAUAUUAAAGUGAAAAUUUUACUUGUGUAUGUACAUAUCUAUCUAAUUACCUACAAAAAAUUUAAAAAUAAAAGUUUACAAUUUAAGAACUUGUAUAAAUUAUAAUGUACUUGAAAAAAAAAUAAUGUAAUAGCAUACAUACAUACGUACCUCACCAAACCAAUAAGUUGUGAUAUACCUAAAGCGCAAUAAUCUGUUAAAUCAAGAGCUGUUUCACCUAAAGAUUCACAUCCAUUUUGAUGAUAAAGUGCAACUUCUAAUAAAGAAAUUAACGAUGCUUCA
Molecule: messenger RNA, 3132 nt
Organism: Condylostylus longicornis
Lineage: Eukaryota; Metazoa; Arthropoda; Insecta; Diptera; Dolichopodidae
Product: fatty-acid amide hydrolase 2-A
Exons: 1
Coding region: 248-1987 (579 amino acids)
Source: RefSeq, a predicted model, not a curated record